Colletotrichum scovillei is the source of this 3918-nucleotide messenger RNA. RefSeq names its product LEA domain-containing protein. NCBI's taxonomy places the organism in Eukaryota, Fungi, Ascomycota, Sordariomycetes, Glomerellales, Glomerellaceae. The record is from RefSeq and is a predicted model, not a curated record. The transcript has 4 exons. Bases 1 to 3918 code for a protein of 1305 amino acids.
AUGGUCGGAGCUGCAUCCAGGUCAGGCAGCAGCAUGCCCGGUGGUUGGGGAAAGGGUGAGGAGCAGAAGUCAACAUACUCGGUCGAGCAAGAUAUCCAAGACCAUGGCGACAACCUCGUUGCCGGUGUCAUUGGCAAGACCGGUGAGGUGGUAGACGAGACCGGCAAGACUGUCGGCAAGGUCACAGAAGGCGAGGCCGGAGAGCUUGUCGGUAACGUCGUCACCGCGACAGGCGAUAUCAUCGGCAAGGACGGCGGCGUCAUCGGCAAGGCUCUUCCCCUCGGCGAGCUUACGGAAGGCGGCGAGACCAAGGAGGGCGGUGGCUUCAGCAUCAUGGGCGCCACCAAGGGCGUCAAGGGCAUCGUCGACACUGUCGAUGGCACUGUUCAGACUGUCAACCGCACAUUACCGCUUGUCGGCGACCUGACCAAGGGUAUUGGUCUGGGCGAAGGCCAGGGUGGUGUGCUCGGCGGCGUCCUUGGUGGUGGUCAAGAUGAGAAGGGUUCCCAAGGCGGCCUCGUCGGCAACACCCUGGGCAACGUUACCGGAGCUCUCGGCGGUCAGUCCGAGAAGGGCACAUCUUCAGACAACGCUCUCGGCGGCCUGCUUGGAGGUGUUUUGGGCCAGAGCCAAAGCGGCGGCCCUCUUGGUGGCGUCCUCGGUGGCACCGAGCCAUUGAACCGCGACCAGUCCGUCACCGACAAGGAUGAGAAGCUCACCCAGCUUCUUGCUGAGCAGAAGGAGGAGGCAGAUGACAAGGCCUCCUUGACCGAGAACGCGAAGCAGAACCUCUUCGAGAACAACGAGACAACAUCAGAGGUUGCCCCAAUCGAUCUCCAGGAUGUCGAAAAGUCGCAACCCGACGUUGACGCUGAUGGCGCCAAGACAGACCUCACAGAACAAUCGACAAUCGACGGCAAGAGUGACUUGCAAGAGGUCGACGCCGAGCCCAUCGAGGAGGCGACAGAGGGUGCCGAGACUGUCAAGGACGACGCGACCGAGAAGGCUGGCACUGCCCAGACUGAUGCUCAGUCCCGUGUUCCGGAUGACAUCGCUACCCUCGACAUUCCCGUCUCACAGAUUCCCGACGGUCUGAAGAGUGAGCUUCCGGAAGAUGUCCAGACUGCCGACAUCCCUGUAUCGCAGAUUCCCUUCGACGCUCAGUCCAAGCUUCCCACCGACCUCGUUUCCAAGCUUCCUUCGGAUCUGGCCUCUCAGGUUGAGGACGCUAAGUCCGGCGCCGAGACUGCUCGCGAAUCUGACGCCACUGAGGACUGGGCGAACCAGCAGAACCCCGAGGAGCAAUCCGAGGUUCCCGAAGAUGCCCAGACUGGCGAGUUCCCUACCGAGGGUGUCGAGGGCGAGGGCUUUGAGGCUGUCGACGAGGGUGUUGACUCCGGUGUGGAGGGCAUCGAAGAUGUUGCCGAGAACGCUACUGCGAAGACUGGCGAUGUUCCUGACAUUGACGUCACCGCUGCUUCUGAGUCUGCUCCCAAGUCUACCAUCAAGGAUGACAUCAAGAGCGUCCUCAGCACCAUACGCUCUGCCAUUCCCGAUGACCAGCGCACCGUCUCUGUUGCCGGCGACAAGCUUCUCCAGCCAUUCGAGAAGUUCCCUGGCGCCCAGGUUGACGAGGAGGGAAGGGUCGUCUUCGACGAUGUUUCCAUCGGUCGCAUCGCCGAGGGCAACCCGGAGGAACUUGCUGGCAUGACCCUCGAUGCCGAGGGUAACAUUGUCAACGAGCGCGGCAGCAUCAUUGGCAAGGCCGAGCUCAAGUCUGAGGUUGCUGAAGAGCUUCUCAAGGACACCAUUGACUUCUCCAUCCUGAAGGGUGCCAAGGUCAACAAGGCUGGCAACCUCGUCAACGACAAGGGUGAGGCCGUCGGUCGCAUCGUCUCCGGUAUCCUCAAGCACUUGGUUGGUCGCAAGGCCAACGAGCUUGGAGAGAUCUGGAAUGACAGCGGCAAGGUUAUUGGCAAGGCCGAGCCCAUUCCCGAGACUGAGCGUGAGGAGCUUAGCGAGCCUGCUCCCUUCGAGGACUUCCCUGGCGCAACCGUCGAGUCCAACGGACACGUUCUCUUUGAGGGCGACAUCGUCGGUCGUGUCAUUGAGGGUGACCCGAAGAAGCUCAAGGGCAAGAAGGUUGACGACGACGGUGACAUUCUUGACAAGAGCGGCAAUGCCAUUGGCAAGGCCGAGCGUUGGGAACCCGAGUCUGAGCCCGAGCCUGAACCGGAGGCCCCUGUUGACAACUCUGCCCUCGCUGGCAAGCGCGUCAACAAGGCUGGCAACGUUGUCGACAAGGAUGGCACCAUCUAUGGCCGCAUUGUCGAGGGCGAUAUCAAGCGCCUGAUCGGUCGUAUGUGUGACAAGGACGGAAACGUUCGUAGCGAGUCCGGUGAUAUCAUCGGAAGAGCUGAGCUUGUCGCCGAGGGUGACCGUGAGGGAGCCAAGGAGGGCCCCUUCGCUGAGCUCCCUGGCUGCACUGUCGCCAAGGAUGGUACCAUUGUCACUCCAUCUGGAGAUAUUGUCGGUCGUCUUGUCCAGGGUGACGCCAAGGUUCUGUUUGGCCGCCCCAUUGAUGAGGAUGGUGACAUUCUUGACCGCAAUGGCAACCUGCUCGGCAAGGCUGAGCGUUGGGAGCCCGAGGCUGCACCCGAGAGACAGAAGGGACCUAUGGAAGGCCGCAAGGUUAACCGCAGCGGCGAGGUUGUCGAUGAGGAUGGCGACGUGAUUGGCAAGCUCACCUCUGGUGAGAUCAAGGCCUGCGCCGGCAAGCCUGUCAACGAGGACAACGACGUUGUCGACUCCAAGGGACGUGUUGUCGGUCAUGUCGAGCUUCUCGAGGACAUUCCUGAGCCCAAGGGCCCCAUGGAAGGCAAGGUUGUCAACAAGGAGGGUUUCGUCGUCAGCGACAAUGGCGAGACCCUUGGUAAGCUUACCAGCGGUGAGCUCAGCAUCUGCGCUGGCAAGAAGGUCAACGAGGACAACGAUGUUGUUGACUCCAAGGACCGCGUUGUUGGCCAUGUCACUGCCAUCUCCGACCUUCCUCAGAAGAAGGGACCUAUGGAGGGCCGCAAGGUCAACAAGAACGGUGAGGUUUGCGACGAGGAUGGAAACAUCAUCGGCAGACUUACCACUGGCGAGGUCACCAUUUGCUCCGGCAAGGAGGUCAACAGCGACAACGACGUUGUCGACUCCAAGGACCGUGUCGUCGGACACGUCACCCUCGUCGAGGAUAUCGUCGAGGAGGAGGAGACCCCCGAGGAGACUGAGGAGGAGAAGCAGGCCCGCAUCGAGGCUGAGGCCGACCGCAAGUUGGCCAAGAACCUCGGUGGCCUGAUUGAGCAGGGCUUGGAUCGUCUCCGUCCCAUCUGCAAGAUGAUUACGCAGAAGAUCGAGGCCGCUGAGCGCCAGCCCAAGGAGGAGCGCGACGAGGAGCAGCUGGUCAAGGAUGUCAAGCCUCUCAUUGAGGAGGGUGGCAAGCUCUUGACUGAGUUGAACGGCAGCGUUCGCGCCUUGGAUCCCGAUGGACGCAUCCAGCAGAACGCUAAGGCCAAGGCCCAGACUCGUGAGGCUACUCCCGAGGAACAUCACCUCGCUGAGGUCCUUAAGGAGUUGACUGGUACCAUCACGGAAACCGUCGAGGGUGCCAAGCGCAAGCUUGAGGAUCUUCCCAAGGCAAAGGCUGAGCUCAACCCUCUCUGGGGACUUCUCACCGAGCCUCUGUUCCAGAUUCUGGCUGCCGUCGGCCUUUUGCUGACUGGUGUUCUCAACCUGGUUGGUCGUCUUCUCAACGGUCUUGGCCUCGGCAAGAUUGUCGAUGGUCUUCUCGGAACUCUCGGUCUCAACCGCCUGCUGGAUGGUCUCGGCCUCGGCAGCUUGACCAAGGCUCUUGGUGGUGGCAAGAAGAAAUAA